AUGAGUGCGCGCGAAAAAGAAUUUAUCACCUACCUAGAGGAGCAUGGCGUAAUGGAUCAAAUAAGCCGCGCCCUCCUGGAACUGUUCGAAGAGAAGGAAAAGCCAAAGGAUGCGAUAAAAUUUAUAUCCGACCAUUUGCAGGACGUGGACGCGGACGUGCCGCUGGAAGAUCUGAAGAGGGAGAAUUCAUUCCUCCGACAGGAAAAUCAGAGGCUAACAAAGAAGUUCGAAGAACUAAAUAAUACCUUAAAUAAAUUGCUUAGCAGCGGAGGGGGGCUUCAACCUUGA
This is a messenger RNA of Plasmodium inui San Antonio 1, 288 nucleotides long. RefSeq lists its product as hypothetical. Gene Ontology annotation, molecular function: transcription coactivator activity. Gene Ontology annotation, cellular component: nucleus. Gene Ontology annotation, biological process: regulation of DNA-templated transcription. The record is from RefSeq and is a predicted model, not a curated record. The transcript is spliced from 2 exons. Bases 1 to 288 code for a protein of 95 amino acids. NCBI's taxonomy places the organism in Eukaryota, Apicomplexa, Aconoidasida, Haemosporida, Plasmodiidae.